This is a messenger RNA of Paecilomyces variotii, 1043 nucleotides long. RefSeq lists its product as hypothetical. The coding region runs from base 403 to 948 and encodes 181 amino acids. The record is from RefSeq and is a predicted model, not a curated record. NCBI's taxonomy places the organism in Eukaryota, Fungi, Ascomycota, Eurotiomycetes, Eurotiales, Thermoascaceae. The transcript has a single exon.
GAACGGUGAUCCUGAUGUUAGUCUCUCUAGGGCGUACGCCAAGCCCUUGCGAUCGAUUUCUGAAGCGCAAGUACCAGUGCGCUACACUGACGACUUGCUCCUUAAUUAAACCUUCUCGUCGGCCCCCCACCGGUCACCUCUUUGCUUUGGAUAGAGCAGAUCUUCUAAAAAUGACGGCGUGCCUGCAAGUCAUGCCGACGAACGCAUUAUUAUUAUUACUGAUACGAGUCCUUGGGUGAUGGGAAUUGACCUGCCCAGCUCCGGGCUUUACCAUGGACACCGGGAUCUCGAUCAUGUCGGCAUUCUGUGACUGGCGAUUACACCGUCGGUUUUCGCCGUAAUCGUGCCUGACUAUCAUAUGAUACACAGCGACGAGGAAAAUCACAUCUUGGGCCUAAAUGCAUGAAGUGGAUAAUCGAGGUCUAUCUAUCUCACAUUUUGUCUGUUCUGUCUUGCAACUGUAGGAUUUUUUUUUUAUUUUUGAUAUAUUAUUUCCUUUUUUUUUGGGACGGACAACAGUCUGAGACCCAGUCGACCCAUUCGUCUGGAAAUAUACUCCCCUGCCUUGAUUCGAAAAGGGGGCAGGGGGGGAGGGUUUGGGCCCCGGUAAAUACCAUUUUUAUAGUAUCCUAUUUUCUGCAGGUUGAAGCAUAUCAGACCUCCAUGCUUUUUCUCUCCAGCUGGGGAAACCGACGCCUCACGCGAAACAGUGCAGGGGACCCUCCAUUCAAAACUAGCGCACCCAGGGUUAAGGUCAAGCAAAUCUGCGGCUCGAGUUCCCAAUCGCAGUACCCGGAUUCGGGGAAAAGACGCUAUUCUUGGCAACUGGCAGGGGAUGGUAGUUCCGCGCCAACAAAACACGUUACUGGGGCGAACCUGAGCUUUUCCCUUGACCAAAUCAGAUCGAGGCAGCCGGGGGAAGAAUUCUACGAGUGCAGUAGGGAUUGACAGGUAUCGUGAGCAGUACUAGUCCCUAUGAGGCACCACUUGGAGAAGGCUCCCCACCUUUCAAGACUCGCUGACGGUCCGUCGAACUAAAUAAU